AUGUCGUCCAAUUUGUUGAACUUCAACAAACCAUGCAACGGAUGUCGACGUCGAAAGGUCCGCUGCGAUAAGGCCAAGCCAUGCCUCAACUGUGUUCGUCAUGGCAUUUCCUGUGUCUACGACCCCCAGAGGGAGCCCGGCAUCCCCAGCCCCGAAAGCCAACAGCAGUUGCAGGAGAGGGUCGACCGACUGGAAAGGGUGAUCGAGGAGAUGAAGGGCAUGUCUGUUCGAGGAGAAUCACUCAAGGCGACUAGCAGCUCGUUUCCAUCUGCGAGUCCAGCAACAAGUCACUUUGGCGAGUUUUACAACGAACGAGACGAGUCCCUGGCUGGAGAUCCUGGGAUGCAGGUUUACGACGAGAACGUCUCCUAUUAUCUUGGUCCCGACUACUGGCUUAAUCUCCAAGACGUUGUCUACGAACCAAGAUGCCUAUUCCGUAUCGACUCGGACAAGACGGGCAAAAACCCCGCGAGUCCGUCUUCCUGGCCUAUUGGUCGAACACCCGUUCUGGCCGAUCUUUCUCAUUUACACCUUGAACCCGAAAAGGAAGAUAUCCUGACCGACCUUUUCCUUGCACAUGUUGAGCCCUACGUUCGGAUAGUCCACGAGUCCUACUGGCGGCAGCAAAUCACAGAUUUCCGAGUGGGCGUCCACAAAAUCCCGAUAGACGUGGAGGCAGGCAUGUUUGCAACCCAAGCCAUGACCGUUGCGGCAUUGCCGGCAAACCUUAUCCAAGAGAGGUUAGGCAAACCAAAGAAGGAUCUCCUUCGACACCUGCAGGAAGCUACCCAACUAGCCCUUGAGAGAGCAGAUAUUUUGCGGAGCAGGAAGCUUUUGGCUUUCUUUGCUCUGCUCUAUCAUAUUCAAGCAAAAUUCAUCACGGGUGAUGGAGAGGUUGCAGUUUCUCUCCUCGGAUUGGCUGGUCGAUUCGGAACAAGACUCGGACUGCACCGAGAUCCGAGUCACUAUAGCUAUUCGCCAUGGAUAGCAAAUAUGAGACGCCGAGUCUGGACUCACUUCGAAAUCAUGGACAACCCGGUGUACAAUUUGGAGGGUGCAGACUCUGGCCUGCCAUCAAUAUCCGACGUCCAACCCGCAAAGAAUGCAAACGACAGCCAGUGGAUGCCGAAUCGAUUUGCAAAACCAGGCUCUACCCCUCCAGAUCAGGAUGGAAUCACAGACAUGUCUUUUGUCUUGAUACGACAGCAUCUCUUCAGGACGAUGCAAUCAAUAACGCGAAGGAGGAACGACACGAGCCCGGAAGAGCUGAACAGGAUAAUUGACCAGACUGAGAGCUUUAUCAAGGCCAAGUUUAUAUCCCACGUUGACGGUAGCUCUGCAAGUCAUGCAAUAAUUGUCUCAUACUUCAGAACAAGUAUGAGAAGCAUGCGACUUCUAGUUGAGACCGUUGUGGCUCGACAUACGGGUGCUGGUCAAGAUGCUGAAUUCCGAUCGGGAUUCUAUCAAGAGUGUGUAGAAAUUCUGGAGGAAGCAGAGCGUGGUGAAGCAGUGGCUCUCCAAAGCCAUUGUGGCUGGAUCUACAGAUGGCCGACGACACCGUUUACGAUUUCAAACAUUCUCAUCGGCCUCGCUCAACAACCAAAACACCCGGUUACGGACCGAGCAUGGCGGCAAAUGAACAUCGUGUUCCGCAGACACAAUAACGAGGACAUUAGCAUGCGCAAGUUUGCUGCUUGGAGGGUAAUCGAGGCUCUAUGCGACCAGGCUAUGCUUUACCACAAGCAGAGAUCACACGAAGGAGCGUGGUAUGCCCAGAGGCUAGACCAAGUCCAGGCUUUGAAUACCGCGCAGGGAAAGACCUCCCUCUCACUGGAGAAUGCGACAGUCGACGACAUCCUAGGCGACGUGCAAAUGUUUGGCCAAGAUGCUUCAGUCUUGGGUGGUCACGGUUAUUUUGCAGCUCAGCAGGCACUUGAGCCGUUGGGCUACCCGCCUUGGAAUCAGCCACCAACGGGACAAUCUCACGGCCAAAGUCAACCGCAUCCGCACUCGCAUCCUCAUCCGCAUCAACCACCGUCUGAUGAUGGCGAAGACAUAUGA
This is a messenger RNA of Colletotrichum paranaense, 2061 nucleotides long. RefSeq lists its product as uncharacterized. Gene Ontology annotation, molecular function: DNA-binding transcription factor activity, RNA polymerase II-specific; zinc ion binding. The record is from RefSeq and is a predicted model, not a curated record. Gene Ontology annotation, biological process: regulation of DNA-templated transcription. The transcript has 3 exons. NCBI's taxonomy places the organism in Eukaryota, Fungi, Ascomycota, Sordariomycetes, Glomerellales, Glomerellaceae. Bases 1 to 2061 code for a protein of 686 amino acids.